This is a messenger RNA of Anarrhichthys ocellatus (wolf-eel), 2084 nucleotides long. RefSeq names its product coiled-coil domain containing 97 (gene ccdc97). The transcript is spliced from 7 exons. NCBI's taxonomy places the organism in Eukaryota, Metazoa, Chordata, Actinopteri, Perciformes, Anarhichadidae. Bases 236 to 1273 code for a protein of 345 amino acids. The record is from RefSeq and is a predicted model, not a curated record.
UGGCGGCAAAACAAAGCUAAUGCUAAACAAGUGAAACGAACGUGUGUAAUAAACCUGUAAUUCACUAUUUUUUUUUUCUCACGUGGGAAUGUUCACACUACAUCGAGAGACAUCCAUUUUCGGUUUGUUCUGACAACACAUUCAUUAAUGUUAAUGUUACAGUAAAGUUAGAAUCAAGAUAAUCUGACAACGGACAUAAACAUUAGCUAAUUCACCGCUAGCUUAACCGUUCAUCAUGUGGGGUGAAAUCGAUCCUCCAGUUAAAACACGACCGAGUUCGUGUGAGAGUGAAGACGAGAGUGAUUCACCGGAAGAACCCGUGACACUGUCCCAAAUAUGUGACUUUAAACGCCCCACGGAGGCCCAGCAGCCGCGACAAGAAACACGGUACGUGAGCCAGGCUGAGACGAUCUGUGUGAAUGCCAUGGUGGACGCCAUAGCCAUGAGUGGAAGCCGAGUGAAGAGCCAGCAGAAAGGAGAUGCUGAACUGACCCUGAAGGAGCGCAGAGAGGAGCUGCUGCAUCAGUACAGGAGCAGACCGCUGGUGUUCCUGGAGAGGUACCAUGUCUGCCUCAAGCCCCAGAACCUGUCAGCGUUUGCCCACGUCCUCUCAGAUCCACGUGUUCUUCACUACAGCGAUGUGAUACAGAGACGGGCUGCGGCGCUCACCAACAGGACAAGGGUUCGAAACCAGCGCUACGCCGCCCUCAGGGCCCUGCAGAGGGAGGGUGAGUAUUUCAGUGAGGAGCAGAUGAGGAUAAGGGAGCCGCUGUUGUAUGAACAAUAUAUCGGCCAGUACCUGACUGAUGAGGAGGUGCUGGAGCGCUCCCAGGAGGCCAUGCAGGACGAUGCACAGGUGGGACCAGGGGCGCCAGCGGGAGGCACAGGAGGGCUCGCCCACCUCCUCCUCAGCUCCUACCAGGAGCGUCUCAUCCAGAAUCGCCUGCAGGAGGAGCAGGAGAGAGAGGACGGAGCACGGGAGGAGGAGGAUGAGGACGAUGGCUAUACUUUCCAGCAGAAGCAAUGGCAGCCCACCCCAGAGGAGAAGGCCCUGUUCAGGGAGGAGUUCAUCAGUCAGAUGCACCAGCGCUUCCUAGACGGCAAAGACAAGGAUUUCAACUACAGUGAGGUGGACGAGAACCCAGACUACGACAACUUGGACAUAGUCAGCAGAGAUGCGGAGGAUAAAUACUUUGAUGAAGAUGACGAAGAGGAGGAGGAAGAAGAGGAGAUGGAAAAUGAUGAUGAUGAAGGAGAAAAUAUGACGGAAUAGCGUCUGUAGUAGAAGUAACAACUCACUGCUUUGAUUGAUCUGUAAAUACAAAUGUACAAAUUAAGGAUAUGUAUUCUAUUUGUUUUUUCAUUUUACACAUUGAACCAAUGCAAACACAGCUGGUUAUAAAUAUUGUUUCGGAGUCUUUUGCAAAUGUAAAUAUAGAGCCCUUUAGUUACCCUAUGACUGACGGUUUACUAUUCACCUUAUUUACGUCAUGAACAAAUCAAAUGAAAAGCAACAUUAGAACAAGGAACAAGGACCCAAUUACCUUACAAGAGGAGAUCAAGUGUUGGCUGACAUAUAUUAUCAUAAAAAACAGAAAAUAAAUGUACUUCUUUUAUAUUUAGUUUUUAGGUCAAUGUGUGAGAUCUGCGUCUCCAAAAGCUGAGACGAGCACAUUUGAAGUUACAAAUGUAGUCAUGUCUCCGAUAAGUCAAGUUUUCUGGCUGACUUUUCAGCUUCAUCGAUAAUAAAAUGCUAUUUCACAAACUACACUUCUGGUUUGUACUUCUUUGAUCAUGUGGUUACAUAUUUACAUUCAUUCUAUGGCUGGUACACGGUACUAUCAUCUUCUGUCACAAUGACAGAGGCCAUGUUUUGAGAAUUUAAGAGUUCAAGUUUACAUCUGGGUCCAUAUUCAUCAAGUGGCCCGGAACCCUGACAGGGACUCAUUUUUGCUUUCACUUUUAAAAAACGUUUUUAAAAAAGCCUCUUCUAGCCAGAUUUUGGGAGAACUGCACAGCUGAUCUGACUUGACUGCAUGGCCGACCAUUGCCUUGCAGCUGCCCAACAAUAAUAAUUAUGACCA